Helianthus annuus (common sunflower) is the source of this 756-nucleotide messenger RNA. Its product is annotated as metallothiol transferase FosB. The transcript has 3 exons. The record is from RefSeq and is a predicted model, not a curated record. Bases 124 to 645 code for a protein of 173 amino acids. Lineage: Eukaryota; Viridiplantae; Streptophyta; Magnoliopsida; Asterales; Asteraceae.
CCCACUCAUCUUAAGCUGUUUCAUUUUGGGUCACCUCAAACAUUCUAUUUCAUCAAAACCCAAAAAAAAAAAAUAAUAAUAAGAAUAAUAAGAAACUUUUGUUAUUUAAUUUUCUUGAUCAAAAUGAAGGAAAUUGUUGCAAAUCCUUUGCAUCUCAAGUCUCUGAACCACAUCUCCCUCCAGUGCCGUUCGGUCGAAGAAUCGGUUAAAUUCUACACCAAAAUCCUUGGUUUUGUUCAAGUUAAGAGACCUGGAAAUCUUGAUUUUGAGGGUGCUUGGCUUUUUAGCUAUGGAAUUGGGAUACAUUUGAUUCAGUAUGAAGACUCACACAAUGUUCCAAAGAAAAAUGAAAUCAAUACUAAAGAUAACCAUAUUUCUUUCCAGUGCGAGAGCAUCGGAUUUGUGGAGAAGAAGCUGAAAGAAAUGAUGAUAAAAUACACGAGACAGCGGGUGGAGGAAGGUGGAAUCUACGUUGAUCAGUUAUUUUUCCAUGAUCCAGACGGGUUCAUGAUCGAAAUCUGUAACUGCGACAUUCUUCCAGUGAUACCUAUUGCCGGAGAUAUGGUUCGAUCAUGCUCGCGGGUUGUUCCGGCAGUAGAAGCAGCAGUAACAAGUACAAAACUUUGUUCAGCUAUGAAGAAAUAAUAGAAUUAUAACGUUUGAUAUUUGUGUGUUUGAAGUGGAAAUAACUGAUAAGAACAGUGUUAUUAUAUCUUUAUUAUUUAUUUUAUAUUUUAUAUGUUACUUUAAUAGUUA